AUGGUCCAGAAAUUUUAUGUCACCUACAACCAGGUGCACAAGCUCUGCCAACAGUCAGCAGACGAGAUCCUCAAGGAGUGCAACCCUAACCUGAUGAUCGCGAUUGGUGGUGGUGGCUAUGUUCCCGCUCGUAUCCUCCGAUCCUUCCUCAAGAAGCCUGGUGACCCCAACAUCCCCAUCCAGGCUAUCGGUCUGUCCCUCUACGAGGACCUUGGCCGUGGUGACCCCGAGGAGGUCCCUGGUACCAAGGUGACCCGCACACAAUGGUUGGACCUGAGCUCGUUGGAGAUGGCCAACCUGAUCGGCAAGAACAUUCUGAUUGUGGAUGAGGUUGACGAUACCCGUACCACUUUGGAGUAUGCUGUGCGCGAGCUUGAGAAGGAUGUUGAGCAAGCUCAGAAGCAGCUUGGUCGUGAGGGCGAGAAGACCAACUUCUCUAUCUUCGUUCUGCACAACAAGAACAAGGAGAAGAAGGGUGUCCUGCCCGCCGAUAUGAUGGAAGGCGGUCGUUACCACGCUGCUGUCACCACUGGCGAUCUCUGGAUCUGCUAUCCCUGGGAGGCUAAGGACAUCGACGAGCACGACGCUCUCGCAAAAGAGAACCCUCUCAUCAUCUAA
Molecule: messenger RNA, 618 nt
Organism: Penicillium odoratum
Lineage: Eukaryota; Fungi; Ascomycota; Eurotiomycetes; Eurotiales; Aspergillaceae
Product: xanthine phosphoribosyltransferase
Exons: 4
Coding region: 1-618 (205 amino acids)
Biological process (GO): IMP salvage; GMP salvage; XMP salvage
Cellular component (GO): cytoplasm
Molecular function (GO): hypoxanthine phosphoribosyltransferase activity
Source: RefSeq, a predicted model, not a curated record